AAAAAGUAAAAAAUAUAAUAAUAAUUAAAAAAAAAACCCUAAAUCCAUGAAUAUGAAGAAUUGAAGAGUAUAUUCUAUAUUGUAUAGGCCAUAGGGGUCAACAAUGCCAUACCAUUGUCUGGUCCAGAACCCGAAGCCAUCGUCCAAAGAGUUGAAAAAACAGAAACAGUAAAGACCAAAUCUUCUUCUUUGAUCUUUUCCUUGAAAACCAAAUUAAUGGCUGCUGGCCGCCGGCUGCGAAGUGGUCCUUUCCUCAGAUUAAACCCCAAAUCCGGCCAUUUCCAGCAAACCACUUUUAAACGCGUUUUUUCUUUAUUAAUGUCCAAAACCACGUAUCUGCCUCUUCCUAUUUCUUUAAUACCAAUUUAUAUAUAUAUAAAGUUCGUAUUAGAUAUUAUCAAAGUUGAGGCCUUUCUUUAAAAAAGAUAAGACACCCACCCACCAAAUCCUAUGACCUGGUUGUUUUGGAACUUGGCUCUUCAAUCAUGUUAAAUUUUAGCUUAAUUUUGUAAGGUAUAGUUGUUUCAACUUUUUUAUUUUGUGAUAUAAAGAUCAGAUCUUUAUGUGUUUGAUUAUUAGCCCAUCAAUUGGUUUAGGGAUUUAGAUGUGAUAAUUAGUGGUAUUAUUUUUGUGGAAGGAAUUUAAGUGUAAAGAGAGUAGAUGGGUAAUACUUGUGUAGGACCAAGCAUUUCGAAAAAUGGGUUUUUCCAAUCGGUUUCAGCUGUAAUGUGGCCGAACCGAUCACCUGAGGGCUCGGUUUCUCAUAGGGAAACUGGUAAUGAAGGAGCAUCUAAAGAACCUGAAUUAGCAUUACCGGUUCAAAGCAGACCUCCAGAACAAAUGACAAUGCCGAAAUCGGAGACUAGGCAAGAGACUAAAUCCAAAAAACCGAAAAAACCUAAGCCUCCUCAUGUGAAGAGGGUGUCUAGUGCAGGGUUGAGGACUGAGUCAGUGUUACAAACAAAGACUGGAAAUUUCAAGGAAUACUAUAGCUUGGGGAAAAAAUUAGGACAAGGUCAAUUCGGGAUGACUUUCCUCUGUGUGGAGAAGUCAACCGGAAAAGAAUAUGCUUGCAAAUCGAUUGCGAAGAGAAAGUUAUUAACUGAUGAGGAUGUUGAGGAUGUGAGAAGAGAAAUUCAAAUAAUGCAUCACUUGGCAGGGCAUCCUAAUGUUAUAUCAAUAAAAGGUGCUUAUGAGGAUGCAAUGGCGGUUCAUGUUGUUAUGGAAUUAUGUGCUGGUGGAGAGCUUUUCGAUAGAAUCAUUCAACGUGGACAUUAUACGGAACAAAAGGCAGCUGCACUUACAAGGACUAUAGUUGGGGUUGUGGAAUCUUGUCAUUCUUUAGGGGUUAUGCAUAGAGACCUUAAACCGGAGAAUUUUCUUUUUGUUAACCAGCAAGAGGAUUCGCUUCUUAAGACGAUUGAUUUCGGAUUAUCGAUGUUCUUUAAGCCAGGUGAAACAUUUACGGAUGUGGUUGGAAGUCCGUACUACGUUGCCCCAGAAGUUUUACAAAAGCAUUACGGUCCCGAAGCUGAUGUUUGGAGUGCAGGAGUAAUACUUUACAUUCUCUUAAGUGGCGUUCCUCCCUUUUGGGCUGAAAGUGAGCAAGGUAUAUUCGACCAAGUCUUGCAUGGUGACCUCGAUUUUGAGUCAGAUCCUUGGCCUAACAUCUCUGAAAGUGCAAAAGACUUGGUGAGAAGAAUGCUCAUUCGAGACCCCAAGAAACGGUUAACUGCACAUGCUGUUUUAUGUCACCCUUGGAUACAGGUUGAUGGUAUUGCACCCAACAAGCCCCUUGAUUUUGCGGUGUUAAGUCGGUUGAAGCAAUUUUCGGCAAUGAAUAAGCUCAAGAAAAUGGUGCUUAGGGUGAUUGCGGAGAAUCUCUCUGAAGAAGAAAUAGCCGGCCUGAAAGAAAUGUUCAAGAUGAUAGACACGGACAACAGUGGUCAAAUCACCUUCGAAGAACUUAAAGCUGGACUGAAAAGAGUUGGAGCUAAUCUUAAGGAGUCUGAAAUUUAUGAUCUUAUGCAGGCAGCUGAUGUUGAUAAUAGCGGCACAAUUGAUUAUGGGGAAUUCGUAGCUGCUACACUGCACCUAAACAAAAUCGAGAGAGAAGAUCAUUUAUUUGCUGCAUUUUCCUACUUUGAUAAGGAUGGUAGUGGUUAUAUCACUCCCGAUGAACUCCAACAAGCAUGUGAAGAGUUUGGCAUAGAGGAUGUUCGACUUGAAGAAAUGAUCCAUGAAGUUGAUCAAGAUAAUGAUGGACGCAUAGACUACAACGAGUUUGUAGCCAUGAUGCAGAAAGGACAUGUCACCACAAAUGCUGGCAGUGCUGGUGCUGGUAAGGAAGGCUUACAACAUAGUUUUGGUCUUGGAUUUAGAGAAGCAUUUAAACUUUAGCGUAUGCAUCUCUUCAUGUUCUUGUGUUAUGAUCCGAGACUUAGCUCCGGUCACGUAUAGCCUUACUCACGGAUCGUGACACUUGUUAAUAGGACUGAGAUUUGUAUAGUAAAAAGUACCAAAGCAAUGCUCAUUGUAAGGAGCAGGUGGUGGAUUUUCCAUUUUCUUCAACCUUUUUUUUCUGCAAUCAGAAUGAGGUUCCUUCAUGUUGUAUGCUUCUACACAAA
This is a messenger RNA of Gossypium arboreum, 2627 nucleotides long. Its product is annotated as calcium-dependent protein kinase 1-like. Gene Ontology annotation, cellular component: nucleus; cytoplasm. Gene Ontology annotation, molecular function: calcium/calmodulin-dependent protein kinase activity; ATP binding; calmodulin binding. The transcript is spliced from 8 exons. Gene Ontology annotation, biological process: peptidyl-serine phosphorylation; protein autophosphorylation; intracellular signal transduction. The record is from RefSeq and is a predicted model, not a curated record. The coding region runs from base 661 to 2400 and encodes 579 amino acids. Lineage: Eukaryota; Viridiplantae; Streptophyta; Magnoliopsida; Malvales; Malvaceae.